UGGAUUACAAAAUGGAUGGAGUUGUGACAUAUAUUCUAGGCGUUGGGAAGAAAUCAUGUUCCGGUACGCUAAUUCCCAUUUUCAUCGGGCAGCGGUUUAGAAUACAUAGCCCUCUUCAUCUCCUACCUUCGGACUCGUGCUGUGCAGUGAACUUCGUGUAAGUCAACCCCGAAUGCCCCACAGUACCUAUACGAGCUCGCGCACAGACCACUUGGAACUGCCGGCAUCCAUGAUCCGUCCGGGUUCGCGUGUCAGACGCGUCGUUUGAAUCUACAAAGUCAUCCCCCGCCAAAUAUUCGCCAUCCCGGUUUCUCAACCUACCUCCGCAAUUGACACCGGAAGUAACCCUGUUGAUCCUUUCGACACCCAGCCUCGCAAGAGUCUACAUCCUGUAACGGACAAUGCCUCGACCAAAGCGAUCGCGUGUCACCGCGACGCGUCCCACCAAGGCGCCGUCACCACGCGCUGAAGAGCGAAAUCAAUCGUCUCCGACGCCGCCCGUCGCGGCGAAACCUGCUGUCGCUCAACCCGAGUUUCCGAGUAGUGAUAUUUACGAUGUGAGCGACCGCGAAAAGGAGCGCAUGAGGAAGCGCCGCGCUGCUGCCGAGGCCGCGAAAGCCGACGAGGUACAGCCCCGUCCGCUCACGACCGACGACCUGGGGCCGGACUCGAAGCAAGCGAAGGCGUUGGAGGACUCGAGACGCAGGCGGGAUGAAGCGAUGAACCGAUUGGACGAUCUCACCUCCACGUCAAGGCCGGAUGAAACGGAGAACCAAGCCGUCGAGCUUGAGAUCCAGCCUCGGUUGACCGACGCGUCAGGACUGGAUUUAGACAGCGAUUUCUUCGGCAACCUGGACGAUAGCUUGGAUGACACAGAAAAUGUCAUCGAGGAGACCCGUACCGGUUAUCGCUCAACAGACACUUCCUCUAUCAACGUUGCCAUGUUCAAGCGCCGACCCCGACAGUCGAGUGUUGCUGGGAGAAAUGAUGGGCCCAUCCGACCGAGCAGCAGAGGACGACAGACCACGCCGAGCAUCAGCACGACUCUCACUUUCGGUAAUUUUAGACGACGUGCGCGCGAGCCUAGCAUCAUUGGGACGGCACGCAAGGCUCGGACGGGGCGAUCUCAGUCGGUGGCUUCGCAGGCUUCAAGGAAUGCAAGUGUCCUCGGAGAUGGCGAAGAUUCCGGCCCCGAAGGCGAGUCGACUCCCAUCGACAAAACACGAAGGCAAACACGUGCCUCGCUUGUAACCAGCGGUUCUCGGGAGGGGUCACCCAUUUUGCAAUCGCGCAAGCGUAAGUCUCUAGAGAGCCACGAAGAUGGUCGCGAAAAGAGGCCAGCCCUGGAGUCGGAUGAUGCAGACGCGGAGGAAAUCCACCAGUCAAUUGAGGUGGAUGUUGAGCCUGGUUCGAGCCUACCACGUGGGCGCAGACGCACUCGAGAGCAGGAUGGCUUCUCAACCCCAGUUCCAGAGAACGAUCCGGAUAUGGCGCCUCCUAUCAGCAGUUCAUCGGAAAGCGGCAGUCCCGUCCCGCUACCACCUCUGGACACGCUCGCUCAUCGCACCUACACGCGCAAGGCUCCGCCAAGAGCAGCAAAAACCCCAGAGGCUAUGGACUCCUCAUCGGACCUCUCCUCUCCCCCAUCAUUGACCCAUUCACCCAAUUACGCGCCACCGCCCAAGGCCAUCCCGAAGCCGAAGGCGCCACCGCCCGAGAAGAAGAUGACGACGGCAGAUUUAACCUCGCUUCUGCCUCGCCGGCGUCAGAAAGCUUCCAACCGUGAUAGCGGCAGCAACGACCCGUUCGACCUAGACACGUCAGAAGACGACGCUAGAGCGGUAGAUGAUGAGAAUGAGCUUUCAUAUGUCGAUUCCCGGGCACGGAGGAGGAAGCCGCACCGGCCCUUAAGUAAGGCAACAGCCAAUGCUAAGGGUAAGGCAAUUGGGCCCGGUAACGGUAACGACAAAAGCCGCGCCCGGAGGACCUAUGGAACCCGUGGGGAUGACAAGGAGAAUGAGGAGGUUGAGGAGGAAACUGUCGUCGCCAGUGAUGGUGAAGAAGAGAACGAGGAGGCGGCGGAGGUGGAUCUUCCUGAUGAGGAGACCAGCCAGGUGAUGAGAGAGCGCAUCGGCGAGGAACUCCAGAAGGCCGCUAAGAAGUUCAAAGAGGUGGAUAAGUGGGAGCUGGCAUUCGAGGUCGUCACAGAAAGCUCUUCGCCAGACCCGGAUGCCCGAUGACGGGUUAAGAGGGAUGUGAUAAAUGUUUCGCUUCGUUUUGGCAACGUGUUAGGUUAUGAUGACUUGGCUGGAGUUGAUCAGCAGACUCAUAGCACCAGGGAGUGGAGAGGUCAGGUUGUUUGUAUUUGCCUACUUAGUAGACUUUGCUCUGGGUAUAAGCGUUUGCUUGAAAGGCGGGUAGUAAUGGCUU
This is a messenger RNA of Chaetomium strumarium, 2430 nucleotides long. RefSeq lists its product as uncharacterized. Lineage: Eukaryota; Fungi; Ascomycota; Sordariomycetes; Sordariales; Chaetomiaceae. The record is from RefSeq and is a predicted model, not a curated record. The transcript has a single exon. The coding region runs from base 402 to 2240 and encodes 612 amino acids.